This is a messenger RNA of Ornithorhynchus anatinus (platypus), 3135 nucleotides long. It is a transcript of the gene GTF2I, whose product is annotated as general transcription factor IIi. Gene Ontology annotation, molecular function: DNA-binding transcription factor activity. Gene Ontology annotation, cellular component: nucleus. The record is from RefSeq and is a predicted model, not a curated record. Lineage: Eukaryota; Metazoa; Chordata; Mammalia; Monotremata; Ornithorhynchidae.
AUGGCCCAGGUGGCGAUGCCCGCCACGGUCGACGACGAGGAGUCCUCGGAGAGCAGGAUGGUGGUCACGUUCCUCAUGUCUGCGCUGGGAGUCGAUGAUCACCUCUGUGAGUCUCAUUCUCGGUGUAAAGAACUGGCCAAGUCCAAGGCAGAAGUGGCCUGCAUCGCAGUGUACGAAACGGACGUGUUCGUGGUCGGGACCGAGCGUGGGCGGGCCUUUGUCAACACGAGGAAAGAUUUCCAGAAGGAUUUCGUGAAAUACUGUAAGCGUCGCGAAGAGGAGAAGGCGGCCGAGCUGCACAAGGGCAAGUUGCCUUCGCUGCUGACCCGCACGACGGUGGACGCUGUGGAGAUCGAAACACUGCGCAAGACGGUGGAGGACUAUUUCUGCUUCUGUUACGGUGAGGGGGGAAAGCUUUUAGGGAAGUCAACAGUCGUGCCAGUUCCAUACGAAAAAAUCCUUCGGGACCAAUCGGCUGUCGUCGUGCAAGGUCUCCCUGAGGGAGUCACCUUCAAGCACCCGGCCAAUUACGACGCUUCGACGUUGAAGUGGAUUUUGGAGAACAAGUCUGGGAUUUCCUUCGUCAUCAAGAGGCCUUUCCUCGAGCCCAAGAAGCAACUAGGUGGUCGUGUGACUGGGCCCGAUUCCGAACGCUCAAUAAUCGCCCCGGGGGGAAGCCUGGGCCCCGUUUGUGCGGUCAAAGUGAAAACGGAACCUGCUGAGGAAUCAGGCAUUUCCCUGGAAAUGGCAGCCGUGACGGUCAAGGAAGAGUCCGAAGACCCUGACUACUAUCAGUAUAGUAUCCAAGGGAGCCGCCACCUCUCGGAGGGCAACGAAGGGACGGAGAUGGAGUUACCCGUGGAAGAUUCCACUCAACAUCCCCCUUCGGAAACAAGUGAGGACCCCGAAGUUGAGGUGACCAUUGAAGAUGAUGAGUACUCGCCACCCAGCAAGAGACCAAAGAGCGUGGAGCCGGUCCCCGAGGCGGCCAACGCUGGAAAGCGCAAAGUGAGGGAGUUCAACUUCGAGAAAUGGAAUGCUCGCAUAACAGAUCUACGCAAACAGGUUGAAGAAUUGUUUGAAAGAAAAUAUGCCCAAGCCAUCAAAGCCAAAGGUCCCGUGUCCAUCCCGUAUCCCCUGUUCCAGUCGCACGUGGAAGACCUGUACGUGGAGGGGCUUCCGGAGGGGAUCCCUUUCCGCCGGCCGUCCACCUACGGGAUCCCUCGCCUGGAGAGGAUCCUGCUGGCCAAGGAGAGGAUCCGCUUCGUCAUCAAAAAACACGAACUUCUGAAUUCCGCCCGCGAGGACCUACAGUUAGACAAACCGGCUCCGGGGGUGAAAGAAGAGUGGUAUGCACGGAUCACCAAACUGAGGAAGAUGGUGGAUCAGCUGUUCUGUAAAAAAUUUGCGGAAGCUCUGGGAAGCAGUGAGGCCAAGGCUGUGCCCUACCAGAAGUUCGAAGCCCACCCCAACGAUCUCUAUGUGGAGGGGCUGCCGGAAAACAUUCCGUUUCGGAGUCCGUCGUGGUACGGCAUCCCUAGGCUGGAGAAGAUCAUCCAAGUGGGCAAUAGGAUCAAGUUUGUGAUCAAGAGGCCAGAUCUGCUGACUCACGCAACCACUGAAAUCACCCAGCCGAGGACCAACACCCCCGUUAAGGAAGACUGGAAUGUCAGAAUUACCAAACUACGGAAGCAGGUUGAAGAGAUUUUUAACUUGAAAUUUGCUCAGGCCCUCGGGCUGACCGAGGCGGUCAAGGUGCCCUACCCGGUGUUCGAGUCGAACCCUGAAUUCCUUUACGUGGAGGGGCUGCCCGAAGGCAUCCCGUUCCGCAGCCCCACCUGGUUUGGGAUCCCGCGUCUGGAGAGGAUCGUCCGCGGGAGCAACAAGAUCAAGUUCGUGGUCAAGAAGCCGGAGCUGGUGCUUUCUUUCUUACCUGCUGGCAUGGCUGCUAAAGUCAACCUCAAAGCGUUACAGGCCCCCAAGAGACCCAGGAGCCCUGGGAGUAACUCAAAUGUCUCCGAAAUUGAGGUCACCGUGGAAGGUCCCAACAGCACCAACCCACAGUCGGCAGUGGCCCGCACCCCCGCACAGACCAACGGCGCCAACGUCCCCUUCAAGCCGCGCGGCAGGGAGUUCUCCUUCGAGGCCUGGAAUGCCAAGAUCACAGACCUGAAACAGAAAGUCGAAAACCUCUUCAAUGAGAAAUGCGGGGAGGCCCUGGGCCUCCAGCAUGCGGUCAAGGUGCCGUUCGCACUGUUCGAGUCGUUCCCGGAGGAUUUCUACGUGGAGGGGCUGCCCGAGGGAGUCCCGUUCCGCCGGCCGUCCACCUUCGGCAUCCCCCGGCUGGAGAAGAUCCUCCGCAACAGAUCCAAGAUCAAGUUCAUCAUCCGAAAGCCCGAGAUGUUUGAGACCUCCAUAAAGGAGAGCACCUCGAAAAGUCCCCCCCGGAAAAUAAACUCCUGCAAUGUGGCAAACACGGCAGCGGGGGUGGAAGAUCUGAACAUCAUCCAAGUGACCAUCCCGGAUGACGAGAGCGAGCGGCUGUCCAAAGUGGAGAAGGCCCGGCAGCUUCGGGAGCAGGUCAACGACCUCUUCAGCCGCAAAUUCGGAGAAGCCAUCGGCAUGGGAUUCCCCGUGAAGGUCCCCUACCGGAAGAUCACGGUGAACCCCGGCUGCGUGGUGGUGGACGGGAUGCCCCCCGGGGUGGCCUUCAAGGCCCCUAGCUACCUGGAGAUCAGCUCCAUGAGGAGGAUCCUGGACUCGGCCCAGUUCAUCAAGUUCACUGUCAUCAGACCUUUCCCGGGGCUCGUGAUCAACCAGCUGGUCGAUCCAAGUGAGGCGGAGGGUCCGUUAAUACAAGAAUCCCUGGAUCCGUGCCAGCUGGAGGGCCCCAUCCCCGACGAGCUGAAGGAGACGGAAGGAAGUUCUCAGAUCAAGCAGGAACCAGAUCCCACGUGGUAGACGGUCGCUCCCUGGCCAAGUCGUCUGCCUGCGGUGUCGGCUGACAGCGCCCGUGGCCGAGACCCCGCCCCCACCGCGAGCCUCCGCCAGCCUGCGCGAGCCGCCCAGCCGUGUAAUAUAAUUGUAUAACAGAAGUCCCUUCUAUACAAACCCUCUUUUGUACUUUUAGAUAGA